This is a messenger RNA of Phytophthora sojae, 447 nucleotides long. RefSeq lists its product as hypothetical. The transcript has 2 exons. The record is from RefSeq and is a predicted model, not a curated record. NCBI's taxonomy places the organism in Eukaryota, Oomycota, Peronosporomycetes, Peronosporales, Peronosporaceae. Bases 1 to 447 code for a protein of 148 amino acids.
AUGUCCAUGGCCAACACUGUGUCCGAGACGUGUCUCCAACUGACAUUCACCAUUCAGAUCACCAUUAUCGGCCGCGAUGUUUGUGUCAAGGUCAAGCUUCGGUCCAUUCGCUGGCUCACUUAUAUUGCGGAGGCUUUAGUCGUGCUGGGGUGUCUUCAAGUGCUCGCUUCUUUGCUGGAGAUAACUGGUGUGAGAAGUAGGGGCACAAUCCACUUGCUCGGCAAUAUCCUCGAGACCAUCUCGCUGGUGUUCGUGCUGGUGUUUCAGUUCUACUACUUGUCGCUCUCUCGCGGCUGCCGUCGACUGAUAACGGAGCGCAAGUUCGAGAUCCUUCCGUUCACGUGCUUCGCCAUCCACGAGUUCCCGUUCAUGUUGCUUGAGCACCAUACUGGCGUCGCGUGGGAGUUCGCGCAGGGAGUUUGCAACCGCAUGCUCCGCCGUUUUUAA